Molecule: messenger RNA, 2510 nt
Organism: Solenopsis invicta (red fire ant)
Lineage: Eukaryota; Metazoa; Arthropoda; Insecta; Hymenoptera; Formicidae
Gene: Ir76b
Product: glutamate receptor ionotropic, delta-2
Exons: 9
Coding region: 292-1950 (552 amino acids)
Cellular component (GO): membrane
Molecular function (GO): glutamate-gated receptor activity
Source: RefSeq, a predicted model, not a curated record
UGCUGACGGCGCGGCGCCCGCGCGCAUAGGAACCUGUCGCCGGUGUUUCCGUCAGCUAUUUUCCCCCCUUUGGACACUUUCGACGGUCGCGUGACACGCUGACAUAAAACGGCUCGUCAUUACGUUGCUGUCGUCCGAGUCAGGAUGACUGGAGUGUCAGUAUCGAUUCACCUGGUUGCUGGUUAUGCCGUCUCGCACGAAGCAUUUCCGGUUGGAGACGAGAGCCACGAGAUGAUUCGCUGAUGAAAACGCGCGCGGAUAAGAAGAUGUAGUAGGAGAUAUUGUAGAAGAAUGCGCAGCUUCCGACAACUUUUAUUCGGCAUGUUCAUAUUUGCAACAUGUUGCAUCACCUUCGGAAAAAAUGAUACGACGACCGAAGAAAGUUCCGUAGAGACAACGAUACCCGCAAAAAUGAAAAUAACAUCUUGGAACGACAUGCCGUUUUCCGGAUUAGUGAAGGAGAACGGAACGUGGGUGGGAAAAGGCUACGCGUUUUACUUGCUCGAGUUGCUCAGUUCCAAAUUAAAUUUCACUUACACGAUCGUGCCACCUAAGCAGCACGUGCUGGGCAACAGUCAAAAUGGAAUAUUGAAUUUACUUUACGAGAAGAAGGUGGAUAUGGCGGUGGCCUUUUUGCCCAUUUUACCGGAGUUGCGGGAGUAUUGCACAUUCAGUACAACCCUGCAGCAAAGCGAGUUGACGGUAUUGAUGAAGCGACCGAUAGAAUCGGCAACCGGUUCGGGUCUACUCGCACCAUUUAACACAAUGGUUUGGUUGCUAGUACUGGCCUCAGUGCUCUCCAUGGGACCCAUAAUCUACAUCUUCGCCAUGUUCAGACGGAAGUUGUGGAAUGAACCCGAUAUCGAAAAUUACAGCAUUUUCUCUUGCGUAUGGUUUGUGUAUAUUUGUGCCUUGAAACAAGGAGCGACUAUGAAAGCGAUGACAGACCCGACGCGGAUUCUGUUCGCCACGUGGUGGAUAUUCAUUUUGAUACUGACGUCUUUUUACACAGCAAAUCUUACCGCAUUCCUCACAAAGCCGCAGUUUACCUUACCGAUCAACAGCGUACAAGAUAUAAUGCGUAAAGGUUACAAAUGGGUCACUUACAAAGGACGCACACUCGACUUUUUGCUUUCUCACGUUCACUAUGCGGAGGAGUUACGUAUUUUAAACGCCACAAAAUGGGUGGGGCCUCACAUCACGGCGUACGAUUAUCCGAUUAACGAUAUUUAUAAAACUAUGGAGAAAAACAGAUUGUUCCUUGGGGAGACUCAUUUCCUUCAAAGUUUGAUAUUCGAGGAUUACAUCAACAAAACUCGCCAACACCUAAUGCAUCAGAAGAGAUGUACCUACGUUAUUAUGCCCAACGCAAUUCUCGUGACCAAUAAAGCAUUCGCCUUCCCCUUGAACUCUACCUUGGAGAAACCGUUUAAUAAAGAACUGAUGACCUUAGUGGAAUCUGGUAUAAUAAAACACGAGAAACUGAAGAAUCUACCAAUCGCGCAGAUAUGCCCGCUAGAUCUUCAGUCCAAAGAAAGGCGUCUGUCGCUUGUCGAUCUAUCCUUGACGUUUGAAGUGGUUGUCGUUGGAUAUGCAAUCGCGAUCUUGAUUUUCAUUCUCGAGAUAGCGAUCAGAUGGAUGGCAAACUCUUACAAACGGCGGAGAAAGAUCGACAGAUGGUACGAUCACACGUCGUUCUGCUGCAAAUGGAAACGGAGAUCGAACGACUCCGUGAUACCGCGUUUGAUGUACACCACCAAGAAUCAGCUCUUCGACAAACGGAUCAAUUUGCAGAAGAUAAACAUGCGGCCAUCAUAUUCGAAUAUUGCUCAGCAAAAGAAACACAGCAUUAACGGGCGCGAGUAUUACAUUGUGAUGGAUCGUUCUGGCGAUCAAAGAUUAAUACCUAUUCGCACGCCGUCCGCGUUUCUGUUUCAAUACACGGCGUAACGGAGGAAACGGUUUACACGUCCGAAUCGGUGAACUACGAUAAAUCACUGGUAGAAUUUAUUCGAAAUUCUAGCAAUUUCAUUAUUUCGUCUAAAUUGCAUGCUAAGCGGCGCAAUUAGCGUCCGUCGAAAAUUGUACAGUCAUCAAUCAUGUAGUCAUCCGUCGACAUAAUCUAAUAUCAUUCGCGAAAUAGAAUUUUCAAUUAUUAUAGAACGAUAACUUUAGGUACAUUUUUUUAGUUCCAGUAUCAAUUAUUUUUUACAUGAAAUGUACUUAUUGAACAUAGAGUGUUAUAAAAAUAUUAAAUAAAUAUGAAGUGUAGAGAAUUAGAUGGAAAUACAUAUGUAUAUCCAAUGAUUUAUUUUUGAGUUAUCACUCAUUUGAAUGUCAUUUUGGAGUUGGUGUAUUUUUCAUAAGGAUAAUUAUUCAGCCUAGCCUGAUCUAGUCUAUCUAUAAUUUUAGAACAACAAAUCUGUGAAAAGUCACAUUUAUCUCUAGGUACUACACUUUUAUUGGUAUAAUAUAGAAUAUAUUGUAAAAUAAAUUUCAUAGAUUCGUUA